Molecule: messenger RNA, 598 nt
Organism: Linderina pennispora
Lineage: Eukaryota; Fungi; Kickxellomycota; Kickxellomycetes; Kickxellales; Kickxellaceae
Exons: 1
Coding region: 80-529 (149 amino acids)
Source: RefSeq, a predicted model, not a curated record
GCGCCAUUAUCUACUCUUUUCUCUGCUGCUUCGUUUGUCCAGCCAAUUCUUUCUACUUAUAAGCCUGCCCAACACAACCAUGCUCCGCGCUACCAGCCUCGUCACCAUUGCUGCCCUCGCCCUCGCCGCCAACGGCCAGUCGUGCCAGGGCAACGCUGCGUCGUGCCUGGAUGGCAACGACUCCGUCAUCCUGCGUUGCAACGGCGGCGCGUGGACUACUGCCAACUGCCCGGCAAACCAGGGCUGCAUGACCAUGGGCCCAGGAAUGAUCCACUGCAUGCUGCGCUCCGACCCCACGCCAACGGCUGCUGCCUCGGGCGACGCUUCUGCUGCCUCGCCGGCUGCUACUAGCGCCGCAGAGUCGUCGAUGGACAUGAGUGACAUGCACAAGGAGGAGAGCUCGGGUGCUGCCAAGUCGUCGGCCGCCAAUUCUUCGGCCACCAAGUCGAACUCGACCAACGGUGCGGUCAGCAUGAAGGUUGCCGCCGCCCUGGGCUUUGCCGUUGCUGGUGUCGCCGCCAUGUUCUAAGGGCUUUUUUUUAGCUUUUAUUUCUAUAAUGCUGAAUGCUAAUUCUAGCUUUACUGCUGACAGAGGCAC